Schistocerca piceifrons (Central American locust) is the source of this 558-nucleotide messenger RNA. Its product is annotated as cuticle protein 21. The transcript has 2 exons. Lineage: Eukaryota; Metazoa; Arthropoda; Insecta; Orthoptera; Acrididae. The record is from RefSeq and is a predicted model, not a curated record. The coding region runs from base 1 to 558 and encodes 185 amino acids. Gene Ontology annotation, cellular component: extracellular matrix.
AUGGCCUGCAAGCUGAUCGUCCUCGCCGCCUUCGCGGCUGUGGCCCGCGCCGGCUACCUGGGUGCCCCCGCAGUCUACGCCCCCGGCGCCCCCAUCGCCGCCCGCGCCUACGCCGCCCCGGUGGCGUACGCCGCCCCAGCCCUUCGUGCUGCCCCUGUGGCGUACGCCGCCCCCGCCGUGAGAGCCGCCCCCGUCGCAGUCGCCGCCCCCGCCGCCGUGGCCGCUGAGUACGACCCCAACCCCCAGUACAGCUACGCCUACAGCGUGCAGGACGCCCUCACCGGUGACUCCAAGAACCAGCAGGAGAGCCGCAGCGGAGACGUCGUCCAGGGCAGCUACAGCCUGGUCGAGCCCGACGGUUCCAUCCGCACCGUCGACUACACCGCCGACCCCGUCAACGGCUUCAACGCCGUCGUGCACAGGGAGGCCGCUGCCCACCCCGCCCCCGUCGUCGCCAAGGUGGCCGCCCCCGUCGCCUACGCCGCCCCCGCCAUCGCUAAGGUGGCCGCCCCCCUCGCCUACGCCGCCCCCGCCUAUGGCAAGGCCAUCCUGGGUUAA